AUGACAAUCAAAUACCUCAUUCUGCUGUCCCGGCAGGGCAAAGUGCGCCUAGCCAAGUGGUUCACCACACUCGCCCCCAAGGACAAGGCCAAGAUUGUCAAAGACGUCUCGCAGCUCGUCCUCGCCCGCCGCACGCGCAUGUGCAACUUCUUAGAGUACAAAGACACCAAGAUCGUCUAUCGCCGAUAUGCCUCGCUCUUCUUCAUCGCCGGCUGCGACUCGACCGACAAUGAGCUGAUCACGCUCGAAAUCGUCCACCGCUACGUCGAGCAGAUGGACAAGUACUACGGCAACGUCUGCGAGCUCGACAUCAUCUUCAAUUUCCAAAAGGCAUACUUCAUCCUCGACGAGCUGCUGCUUGCGGGGGAGAUGCAAGAGAGCAGCAAGAAGAACGUGUUACGGUGCAUUGGACAGCAAGACAGCCUCGAAGAUAUGGAGGCUGAGGACGAUAUCGUUACCAAGAUUAUGAUGCGGAUGACUUCAAAGGCCGACUUAAAGAGAGCGGCAUCCUAUGAGACCGGACCCGGUUUGCGCAUACGAACACAUGCUUCGUGCGUUGCGACACGGUUCAUCCGCUUCAUUGCUAAAUACCUUCUCAAGGGCAGGCGUCGGAGCAACACGAUAUCACACGGCGCAGGGCGUCGGAUCAUCUGGAGAACGCACUACCUGCCAUCCUGCCUUGUAGAGCGGAUGGCGGUAGCUGUACUCUAUCUACUACAAUGCAAACACCUCGGACUGGCGGGCUUGCUCGACACAGCUAGAUCCUGGAUCAUACGCGACAUAUUCCAUAAGAAAUAUUCAGGCAAUAGGAGCCUACAGCAAAGCACAAUGAAGGUACGUACACGAUGCGAUAAGGCUGGAGGCUAUGACGCAGCUAACCCGGUGGGACCUCAGUACCUCGAUUUGUGCGCCCUCCACGAGGUCAACCUCGCUCUCAACUUCGACACGCAAGAUACCGCCAUCAUCGGCGGAUGCGAUCUGUGGACGAUAAAAGCAGCCGGUAGCGACAAGAAACUAUACAAGCGCAUCGAGCGGACGCUCGAGGAGCGACACAAGGACUUGCUGUCGGCGGUGGCAGGGCUCUCCGAGCAAUCUGCCGCUCAGUUUGCAGACCAACUCGAUGUCUCUCGAGACACACCAUUCGGAACCUUCAGCGAAGCCGCAAACCGUCAUACAUUUGCCUACCUGAUCGCGACGCUCAACGCAACUCACAUCGAUUACGAUUUCGCCAACACACUGAACCCGGACGAGUUCCGUCGCGAGACCAUACACAGCUUCAUGCACAAGAUCGACACAACAAUGUACUACCUCCGCCCCCAAGUCUACUCUGCAGGACUACCAGCAGGCGCAGUCACACCGCUUGGCUCCCCGAUCUGGAGUCCACGGAGUUGGCACCUACUUGAUAGCGAGAUGGACAUGUCAAACUGCGAAUACUAUGCUUGGGAGCCUUCAGAUGACCCAUUUGCUGAUGACGGCGCCAUUUGGAGUCACCACUUUUUCCUAUACAACAAGGAGCGUAAGCGAGUCGCAUACUUCUACCUCCGCGGAGUAUCCGCUCUGUCGAACUCGCCUAGUGUCGCCAUGUCGCUCAUGUCCAAGUUCAAAGCAUCGAAAUACGAAUCCAGCGCCAACGCAGGAAGCAGGAAGCGUGCCGAAUACUGGCUCGGUGACCGUGCUAGAAAAGGACUCGAGGCAUACGGAGACAGUGACGAGCUCGACAACAUGGUCAUUGAUCACCCCGGUGAUGUUGUCGACGCUGAACAACAACGGUACCUGCCGGCCAGAGAGAUGAGCAUGGAUGCCGAAUACUACGAGAGUGAGGACGACAGCGAUGUUGAGUCACUGGUCGACCGAGAGAGGGCCGUGAGCAAGAUACGGUCGAUGAGCGAGUGUGCCAUGGAAAGGAUGGAGGUCUGA
Molecule: messenger RNA, 1917 nt
Organism: Alternaria burnsii
Lineage: Eukaryota; Fungi; Ascomycota; Dothideomycetes; Pleosporales; Pleosporaceae
Product: repressor of rna polymerase iii transcription maf1
Exons: 8
Coding region: 1-1917 (638 amino acids)
Biological process (GO): negative regulation of transcription by RNA polymerase III; vesicle-mediated transport
Cellular component (GO): AP-1 adaptor complex; nucleus
Molecular function (GO): RNA polymerase III core binding; clathrin-cargo adaptor activity
Source: RefSeq, a predicted model, not a curated record